CGGCACUACCCUGCCAGCGCGGCAGUGAGAAGCUGGGGCCUGUUCCCUGGAGCCUCUGGAGCGCAUUUCAGGGCUUGCAUGACCUAUGUCGCUGGCUGCUCAAAACCCAGAAUAUGGCAGAUGGGGCUCGGGCCAACCCCAAAGGGUUCAGGAAGAAGGCGCUGGUUAGGCGCCCCUCUGGGUGGAGAGGUCCUUCGAGAACCUCCAGAUCUGGCCUGGGGAUGAAGAAGCUCCUUACCGUCACCCUCCUGGCCAGCAGCGUCCUGCCCUUGGCCCAGAGCAGCCUGUUCAACCUCAAGUCCAUGGUGGAAGCCAUCACGGGGAGGAACGCCAUCCUGUCGUUCGUGGGCUACGGCUGCUACUGCGGGCUGGGGGGGCGCGGCCUGCCCAUGGAUGAGGUGGACUGGUGCUGCCAUGCCCACGACUGCUGCUACCAGAAGCUCUUUGACCUGGACUGCCACCCCUAUGUGGACCACUAUGACUAUACCAUUGAAAACAACACCAACCUUGUCUGCAGCCAGCUCAACCAGACCGAGUGUGACAAACAGACGUGCGAGUGUGACAAGAGCCUGGUCCUGUGCUUCCAGAAGCAGAUAUACAGGGAAGAGCAUCGCAAUUACCUCAACAUCUACUGCCAGGGCCCCACGCCCAACUGCAGCAUCUAUGAGUCGCCCCCAACAGCGGCAGGCUGCAGCCCUGGCUCCCCAGUGCCCCCCACGCCUCCCUAGCGUCCCCUGGCGGUCUGACAGAGAAGAGGGGUGGAAGUUUGAGCUCUGGGGACCAGAUGGGUGGAGCAGGUGGAGGUGGGAGCAGAUUGGGAGUCCUCAGGCUGCCCCGCUGCCUCCUCCCUGGAGCCCUCCAGCCAGACUAGCCCUCAGAGGAUUCGGAAAAGCGUGGGCUCUCACUCUGGCCCCCGGGCUCCUCUGGCCCAGCCCUGGGUGUGGCUUUGUCCUGGACAGGGCAGGGAGCACAUGGCUUGGUGUGGGUCUCUGCUGAGUGUGGAAAGAAAAGCCUGAGAGAGACUGGGGGCCUCUGAGGGGGGCCUCUCACUGGCUCCAGCUUGACUUCCUCAGCCAGGCCCUCGAGGCUGGGCCCCAGGAUCUACCCAGACCCAGAGCCACCAACACAGGCCCAGAGCUUGAUGUGUCCUGAGAUGUGGUUCCCUGGCAGACACAGUGCUGGUCACAAGGCCUGGGUUCUGGAGGCCCCUUGGCUGUGCCCACAGGCUGACUCAGGGUGAUCCCUGUUUGGGGACCUUGCAGCUCUCGAGAGCCCCAUUAAAGAGCAGUGGUUCCUUCCCGGCUUUUGUCGAGGUGGCACAGGCGUCCUGGCCCAGACGCCACAGUAUGGCCACAGGGUUUAUGUCCCAACCCUAAAGUCUGUCCUCAGUCACCCAAAGUGUCACAGAGCAGAUUCCUGGGCACUGACAGAACCAAUGCACACACACACAGGGACCGGGAAGGGGGCAGGCUCCAACAUGCCCCCAACUCAGGUCGUCCUUCCGAUCCACACAGUGACCCACUCCCAUAAGAGACACACCCUGGCCAUGGCCCUGCCACACUUAACUGCCCUGAGCAGCACCCCAACCCCAGUUCCCUGGGUCCCUGACAAAUAGGGAAGGGGGCGAGACCUGGGCCCUCCCCCUGUGCUUCCCAUCCUUCAGCAGCCAGGCCAGGGGGUGGAAAGACCCAGAACCCUACCCCCAGGCAAGGAGAGGCAAGGCUGCAGCCUCGCAACAGAUGGGGAGGAAGUCAAGGGCUGGGACCUGCCUCAGUCAAGAAAGAGCAAAGGCAGGAGAGUGAGGGGAAGGUUCCAGAAGGCAGUAGCGAAGGAGCAGGAUGUGAAGAGGGAAGUGAGAGGAGAAGUGGGAGAGAGGUGAGACAAGGUGAGGACCAGAGAGGUCUUGGCAGGAGGAUUGGGUAGAGGCGCCUUGGGGGGGGCCGGCCCCCCUUGAGCCUGGGUUCCCUUUGGCCCAUGGGGCUAUGGGCAGAGGAAGAGGAAGAUCCGGCCAGCUCUCUGACUCCGCCCCAGCACUGUUGUUUCCCCAGGUGUGCUGCCCACUUCCUCGCCUCACCUCUUGACCUCCGGGUCAGCAGCCUCCAAGUAGCCAGUGUGUCCUGCCUCACCUCGCCUUCUGCCCUCAUCCGUCACCAACCCCAAGGACCUGCUGGUGCAGCACUAUGACCUGCUGGGACACUGAGAACGUCCACCUGGAAGCUCAGCCUACCCUGGGGCCCUGAAAGGCCACUGUCAUGGGGGUGGGGAGAGGGACAGCCAAGACGAGGGGUGCCCAGAGGGUUGUGGGGGUUGCAGAGAGCACGUCUACAAAAAAAACUGCAGGACUAGAUGGAGCCCUGCCAAGCUGCAGCAUCUAGAACAUCUGCUUUGGGGCUGUGGAUGAGGCUGCAGGCUGGAGUCAGCCGUCAUGACCCUCCCACUGGCCCCCUCCUGCUGUCCUGCUGGCCACGGUGGCAGGACUGGACCUGCCUUGUCACUGAGAUGGUCUCAGGAGCCCAGCUAACAAACCACCUUCUCCUCACCGUGCUGGGUUGAACCCCUCAUCUCUGAGCUGAAGCCCCCAACCCCUGCCACCCACCAAGCAGGGGUGGAGCCAGGAUGGGAGUCCCAUGAAAGUAACCCUGCAGAGGCCUGAGCCUCUUAGCUGUGGGAGCCCAGGUUUCUGGCUCUGCCCCUCUGCAGGGGCACACACCUCCCCAUCCAGAAAUUUUGGGUAUUGGGAUGGGAUUCUGCUGCUAAGGGGUCCUGCCUGCCCCACACAUCACCCCAGACUCCUCCAGAUGCUGCAACCCCAGAGACUCUCUGCAGGACUUGGCACCCCUCUUCAAACUAAUAAAUGCCUCCUGUCCGAA
Molecule: messenger RNA, 2870 nt
Organism: Phacochoerus africanus (Common warthog)
Lineage: Eukaryota; Metazoa; Chordata; Mammalia; Artiodactyla; Suidae
Gene: PLA2G2F
Product: phospholipase A2 group IIF
Exons: 5
Coding region: 114-728 (204 amino acids)
Biological process (GO): lipid catabolic process; arachidonate secretion; negative regulation of T cell proliferation
Molecular function (GO): calcium ion binding; phospholipid binding
Source: RefSeq, a predicted model, not a curated record